Molecule: messenger RNA, 234 nt
Organism: Thermothielavioides terrestris NRRL 8126
Lineage: Eukaryota; Fungi; Ascomycota; Sordariomycetes; Sordariales; Chaetomiaceae
Exons: 3
Cellular component (GO): mitochondrial intermembrane space
Source: RefSeq, a predicted model, not a curated record
CUUGAACAAGAUCUGCGGAGCGAUCCUCCCUGCCAUCCCCGAGCGUGCGCAAUCCAAAACUGUUUGACGAAAAACGGCUACGACGAGGCUAAAUGUGCCCAGUUCGUCGACGCGCUCUAUGAGUGUUGCCAGGCCUUCUAUGAGAGAAACGGCGACAACGCAGCGACCGUCAGCUGCCCCAAGCCAAAUCUGCUGCGGCUGAAGAUGGAGCAGAGGAAACGGGGCGUCCGGUGA